This is a messenger RNA of Gossypium arboreum, 1657 nucleotides long. Its product is annotated as phosphoglycerate mutase-like protein. Bases 277 to 1398 code for a protein of 373 amino acids. The record is from RefSeq and is a predicted model, not a curated record. The transcript has 9 exons. NCBI's taxonomy places the organism in Eukaryota, Viridiplantae, Streptophyta, Magnoliopsida, Malvales, Malvaceae. Gene Ontology annotation, molecular function: phosphatase activity. Gene Ontology annotation, cellular component: cytoplasm.
AAGUGGAUACUAUUUUUACUGGCGAAAAGGAAAAGAUAGAAAAACUAUUAUUUUUUGUACUCAAUUGUCAUCUAUACCUUUAAAUUUAUUUUUUAUAUAAUUUUUUUACAAACAUAAUUUUCCUAAAAAAAAUUUUAAUCCAAACUUUAAUAAGGAAGCAAAGCAACGGGGGAAGCUGCCAAUUGGCCAUGUGGGCGUGGUCGGUGAUGUAAAAUAGAAUCUCUGGUCCAAAACAAUGGCUUCUAAAAAGUGGGGCACUCAUCAAAGCAUCUUAAAAUGCUACAAAUUUUGACAUCACCCUUUUCCCCCAUUCAUAUAAAGUUUCAUUCUUUUUUUCAUUCAGUAAAUCUUAUUCUCUGUUAUUCUUCCACGCUGCAUACCUCUCUUCCAUUGGCCCAUUCCCCUUUUCAAAGCCCCAAAACCAAUACAUUUUUUUCCUCUGUGUCUCUCUCAACUCGCGGUAACCUCUUUCUCUUUUCUCUCUCUUCCCAUUGUAAACGUGUUUCGUUUUUUUAUAUUUUGUUGUUUUGGGUGAUUGCAGAAAUGGAUGCAACGAUCAGUCCUGGAUUAUACCCUUUGCACCGUUGUAAAACUCUCCAUCUGGUGAGGCAUGCUCAGGGGGUUCAUAAUGUAGCAGGGGAAAUAGAUCACGCUGCUUAUUCAUCUGAAGAAUAUUUCGAUGCCCAUCUCACUCCUCUGGGCUGGCAACAGGUUGAUCAUCUGCGCAACCAUGUUCAUGAAACUGGGCUUUCUAAGAAAGUGGAUUUGGUCAUUGUUUCCCCUUUGCUCAGGACUAUGCAAACUGCGGUGGGAGUCUUUGGUGGUGAGGGGUAUAAGGAUGGGAUAGAAGUUCCUCCACUAAUGGUGGCAAAUGCAGGGCAAAGUGACCGUCCUGAGAUUUCAAGCUUGAAUUGCCCACCAUUUGUAGCUGUUGAACUUUGUCGAGAACAUUUGGGAGUCCAUCCAUGUGAUAGAAGAAGAAGCAUCAACGAGUAUCGGUCUCUCUUUCCUGCAAUUGAUUUUUCUCUGAUCGAAAAUGACGAUGACGUUUUAUGGAAAGCUGACACCAGAGAAAAGAACGAAGAGGUUGCAGCCAGAGGAAUGAAGUUUCUCAGCUGGUUGUGGACGCGUAAGGAGAAGGAAAUUGCAAUUGUUACGCACAGCGGAUUCUUGUACCAUACGUUAAGUGCUUUUGGUAGUGAUUGUCAUCCAUCGGUGAAAGACGAAAUAUGCAAACACUUCAAGAAUUGUGAGCUCCGGUCCGUAGUUAUCAUCGAUAGAAGUAUGAUGGGAUCAGAUCCUGCAACUACUAACUAUCCUGGAAAAAUCCCUAGUGGCCUUGAUCUUCCAAGUGAUGUUGCUGAUGAGAAGCUUCCGGAUGAAGGAAAAGUGAAUUAGUUUCUUCUUUUUUCGUGUUCCGAGGAUCGAUCGAGCAUUGAACAUUCAGUUUGAUUUUCUAACAUGAUUCAUCACAAAUUUACAGAGAGCUAAUCUGUUAGGUACUCGGAACAAUUUUUGUAAGCUCUCAAUCUACAUACGUUCUACAUACGUUAGGCAAUCUUUAAAUGAUUUGAAGAGUGUUAGAUAAAAAUUGCUUUAUACAGCUAAGGAGCUGUCAAUUCUUUAUAAAUGAAAGCACAUGAAUUCCUACAUCCUA